CUUUACUUUCUCUCUCUUCACUCUCACUCUUUCUUUCACUCUCACUCUUUCUUUCACUCCCAAUCGCCCUCAUAAUCUUUUACUUGAUAUCCUUUAUCUUCCUUUCUUUUUUCUUUUUCCUUCUUUUCUGGCCUUUCUUAUCUCCUAUCCAUUCUGUUUAUCCUGUUUAUCCUUUCCAUAUUAAAUUUUUAAUCGUUCUGACGGCCUUUGACAUAAACCCUCGGGCUAUUAAUUUCUACAAAAGAAAAGCUGCUGCUUAGAUUGCCAUUGGACCCUUUCCAUAGACUAUGAAUAAGGUUAAACUUCCCAAUAGCGUAGCCCGAGUCCAUGCUGAUGCCAAUGAGAAGCUAGGGCGGGACUAUUGGGACUAUGAAAGUUUCUCGUUGCAGUGGGGGAUUCAGGAUAAUUACGAGAUUAUUCGUAAAGUUGGUCGAGGCAAGUACUCUGAGGUCUUUGAAGGCAUCGACAUCACUACAGGAGAGAAACGCUGUAUCAAAGUCCUCAAACCCAUCAAAAAGAAAAAAAUCAAGCGUGAGAUCAAAAUUUUGGAAAAUCUCCAUAGUGGACCUAAUAUUAUUCGAUUACUUGACGUAGUUCGCGAUCCACAGGCUAAAACACCUUCUUUGAUAUUUGAGUAUAUUGAGAACGACGAUUUCAGGACACUCUACCCUAAAUUUCGGGAUUUUGAUGUGCGAUAUUAUAUGAUGGAGCUCUUAAAGGCUUUAGAAUAUUGUCAUUCUAUGGGCAUCAUGCACCGAGACCUCAAACCCCAUAAUGUCAUGAUUGAUCAUCGAAAGAGAAAACUUAGACUGAUUGACUGGGGUCUUGCAGAGUUUUACCAUCCAGGGACUCUAUACAAUGUUCGUGUUGCAUCUCGCUACUGGAAAGGACCUGAGCUGUUAGUGGAUCUGCAGGAUUAUGACUAUUCACUCGAUAUGUGGAGCCUUGGUGCCAUGCUUGCAGGGCUGAUCUUUCAAAAAGAGCCGUUUUUCCGAGGAUCUGAUAACAAUGACCAACUUGUCAAGAUUGCAGAAGUAUUAGGAUCGGAAGAGCUGUUCAAAUACUUGGACAAAUAUGCAUUGGAGCUGGAGGAAAAUCAUGAAGCCCUCAAUGAGUACCUUCCUCGAUCACCAUGGCAGACCUUUAUCACGCCAGAGAAUCAGCAUCUUGUUUCGAGGGAUGCACUGGAUCUGCUAGACAAACUUCUUCGAUAUGAUCACCAAGAGCGACUGACGGCGUCAGAGGCAAUGGAGCAUUCAUACUUUGAUCCUGUUAAGGCUAGAGCCAACUUAGCGGUAGAGGGAUCAUUGACGACGACUGAUUCAUCUGAUGCAGAAGACUGGAGCGAGUUGCUUUCUUGACAAAUCAUUACAAAAAAAAAAGAAAAAGAGGAAGAAGAGGGGAAGAUGAAUGUAUGAAUGUAAAAUAGCAUUGUGUACUGUAGUAACUAAUGACUGAC
Messenger RNA from Lobosporangium transversale, 1459 nucleotides. Its product is annotated as kinase-like domain-containing protein. Gene Ontology annotation, molecular function: ATP binding; protein serine/threonine kinase activity. Gene Ontology annotation, cellular component: cytosol; nucleus; protein kinase CK2 complex. Gene Ontology annotation, biological process: protein phosphorylation. The transcript is spliced from 7 exons. Lineage: Eukaryota; Fungi; Mortierellomycota; Mortierellomycetes; Mortierellales; Mortierellaceae. The coding region runs from base 288 to 1361 and encodes 357 amino acids. The record is from RefSeq and is a predicted model, not a curated record.